AUGGAGCAAGUUCAGGAAUGGUUGAAGAAGAAUGGUUUUGAAGAAUAUUGUGAGAGAUUCCUUGGUAAGUUAUUGCGGAAUAAUAUAUUAAUGCGCUACGUAAAGCCUUAGGGCGAAGCGCCUUUGGCGUUUGCCACAUAUCAGCCGAUUAACGGCGCAGAGUAUUGAAGUUUCAAGCUUAGUUAUAAGUUUGUGUUUUUGAAAUACCUUCUGCUUUGUUCAUUUGUGUGAAUGGAUUCGGUAAUUGUGACUUUAGGGCCAUUUAUACGAGCGAAAAUAAGCCACGGCCUAAAUAGGCCGCGACUUAAAUAAGUCGCGAACGACUCGUAUAAACAGUCAAUUCGCGCUAAGCCACGGCUUAUUUAGGCCUAGCUUUCAAGCCUGGGCUUAUUUUAGCCACGGCUUAUUGCAAAUUGACUGCUUAUACGAGUCGUUCGCGACUUGUUUAAGCCGCGGCUAAUUUAGGCCGCGACUUAUUUUCGCUCGUAUAAAUGGCCCUUUUGUGAGCCAGCCCGCAGCCGAAAUACCGUAUAAUUUUAAUAUAUCAAAAGUCGUGCGCGCCAAAAUAUCGUGCGCGUCACCAAAUAUAUUUUAUUGCUGGCAUUGCUAGAGGAUAAAUUUGAACUACAGCGAAUGCCGAUCGGCGCUUCUAUCACAUGGCGAACGACGUGUGUAUAAUGGCAUGUUUGUAAUGAAAAAGAUAGUAAAAAUAAGAUAUGGACAAAUCAAAGUGCUAAUUUUUUGAAUUGUAAAUCGCCACGUGCAAAAGACAGGAUCGUUCCUAUUUGCUCAAGCAUCAAUUUGCGGGACUAGUCAUGGGUGGAUGUAUUCUCGUUGUUGAUUACUUAUAUUUUUAAGAAUAACAUAUCAGUUCAUAUUAAAAUGAUUACAAUAAGUUUGUGUAGCCUUCCAUUUUACGAUUUUUGCGCUCAGGCAAAAUGUCUUGAUGCUGACACGGGCGCGAAACAUGGUUCAUGUGCACGUGUUAUUUUAGGAGCAACCGGUUUCAUUUCACUACCUAACCCGCGAACAGGCAUACACUGGGAACGAGAGUGCUGUGCGUCCAGUGUAGUGUAGCCUGCAUGGCAGGCGGUACGUAGGAAAUACCGCCUGCCGCAAAACUGGGUGUAAAUGAACUACCGCCCCUGAAGCAUCAACGCUAUUUAUAGAUGCAUUAAUUAAGUAAAUAUUCAAAAUUAGCCACUCCCAAGCUGCUCCCAAGUCCCAACUGCCCAACAUAAAGUAAAUUCCUUGAUUCUCAUCACCGCCCGACUGAAUUUUAAAAUCCUCGUGAAAACGUUUUAUUUUUCGUUAUACAAUAUAAAUGUACCGCCCGACAAAAUAACUCAAGACAGUUAAUUUUUUCAUAUUUUAUAUAGAGUUUUUAUUGCCAUUUUAAACUUCCAAUUUGAAACAAACAGAAUUUUUAGUGAAAUUUCAUUGUAUUUUAAAGAAACUCAGUCAUUCUGUCAUCGUUCGUGGAGAUACGAACUAUUGAUAUAUAAAUUAUAUAAAUAUAAAAUAUAAAAAAUAAAUCUCCCACUGUCUUCGACAUUUCAAAGUGUAGACUCAUGUCUAGUGAUGAGAAUCAAGGAAUUUAUUUUAUGUGUUAAUAUAAACCAAGCCCGUUUAGCUGCCUUAAAACGGUGGUUUAAUAAGUUCAAAAUACAAAGCAUGCAAGUCUAUACUAUAGAUUCGUCAUCAGUCAACAACCAAAAUGAAAGUAUUGAACCUUAUAGAACGAUACUUUUUAUUUGUUUACAACUAUACAUAUUCAACGGUAUAUAAGAGUUUAACUGUUAUUUGAUAAUUUAUACUGCAUCAACCGGCCCCUUGACGGGCCCUGUUUGUACUUUGGAGGUUCGUAUAUAAUAUCUAUCAAGUAUCUUUGGUUCAGGACAUGAUAGGCCUACAUGAAAAUCCCACUGUUCGAUUCAGUGAAGAAAUAUAUAUGUCCUAAUUCCUAUCGAUAGUUUUAGUAAAAUGUCAACAUUAUUGCGAUUUAUGGCCUCUGAAAGUCAAGCGAGAUAGUAUAUUAUCGAAUUAAUACGCAUGUAAUUGUCUGAACGAAAAUAUAGACUAGCCCAUACCUUUCGCCGAUCAUAACUUCGGCCCCUUCGGACGUAUCUGCUUUGUUAAAUAUUCUUGUUCGAAUCUCUAUCAAUAACACUAUUUAGAGUGUUAUUUUUCAGCUUGUAUCUUUUAAUUUGCUUCUUUUGUUAUGCUAUUCCAUUUGUUGUCUGACUUGACGUGAACUAAUUUCAAAAUGCAGAGUUUCAAAACGUCAAAACAUUUGGUUAAUGAUUAACAUUUAACCGAAUUUAGCCGUUGAUUGACAACUACAUAAAAAUACUAACCAAUCCGUUUUUCCCGUUCACCAGCGGACGGGUAAUUCAAAAACCCCUAGUUUUGCGGCAGACGGUAUUUCUUUGCUUCCCUAAUUUUCGCUGCCCGUUGAAAUACCGCCUGCCAUGCAGGCUAAGUGUAGUGGUCCAUCCAGUGUCCACGCAUAGUCGCAUACUUUGUUUACAAAAUGUUUUGUUCCUUAAUUGUAAUGUUUGUUUUUGUAAAAUAUAGAAAACAGAAUUGAUUCUAAAGCCCUAAUGGCACUGAUCGAACGGGGUACGGAGUUGCUUAUCCCAAUUAUUGGUGAUAGGAUGAAAUUUAUUGAAGCUAAGGAGUCGUUUUCAAAGGAUAUGUCAAACAAUGUGGUUAUUAAUGUUGAAGAAAAUGUUGAAGAUGACCCACAGGAUGGUGUAGACAUCGGCGAAGGAACAUCUGUAAACACUGAACCAGUCGCUGCUCAAAACAAAGGAGACGACCUAAAUACAAGUGCCAG
Messenger RNA from Paramuricea clavata, 2839 nucleotides. NCBI's taxonomy places the organism in Eukaryota, Metazoa, Cnidaria, Anthozoa, Malacalcyonacea, Plexauridae. The record is from the annotation of a GenBank genome assembly.